AUGGAAAACAGCACUGACAUCACCACAGUGUCGGACACUGUGGGAACAACCAAUCAAGCACCAGGACUCAUGGAUAACAGCCACUCAGAGACGUGUAAAACGGUGAGGAUUGUGCUGGUGGGGAAGACCGGUGUAGGAAAGAGCACUUCAUAUCAGCAAGGUUUCAGAUGUAACUGUGACGUGUCUAAUUCCACAGACUCAGAGACGCAUGAAGCGGUGAGGAUUGUGCUGGUGGGGAAGACCGGUGUAGGAAAGAGCGCUUCAGGAAACACCAUCCUGGGGAGGGAAGAGUUUGACUCAGAGGUCAACCCUUCGUCCAUAACGGCACAAUGUGCAAAGCAACGAGGCGAAGUGGACGGCAGAGAACUGUUUGUGAUCGACACUCCAGGCCUGUUUGACACAAACUACAGUGAAGACGAUAUCCGACGGGAGAUUGGAACGUGUGUCUCUCUGGCCUCUCCGGGCCCCCACGCGUUUCUGGUGACCAUCCAGCUGGGCAGAUUCACACAGGAGGAACAAGCAACCGUUAAGUUGAUUCAGAAGAUCUUUGGGGAAAAAUCAGCCAAUUACACAAUGGUACUCUUCUCUCAUGGAGACAGAUUGAAGAGAAAAACGAUUGAAGAGUUUAUAAGUCAGAGUCAAGAACUUGCUGAUUUCACUGCUCAGUGCCGUGGAGGAUACCACGUCUUUAACAACGAGGACCCAGAGAAUCACACUCAAGUCACAGAGCUGCUGCAGAAGAUUGAUAAGAUGGUGGCAAUGAAUGGAGGAGGCUACUACACCACCGAGAUGUUCCAGCUCGCUGAAGCCGAGAUCGAGAAAGAGAAGGAGAGGAUCCUGAGGGAGGCUGAAGAGGAGGAAGAUAGUGAGAUUAAGGAGCUGAAGAAAGAGUUUAAGGAGAAAGAAAUGUUGCAUAACAUUUUGGAAAACGAGAGAAAAGAGCGUGAGAAAGAUGGGAAAACGGAAGACAGAAGUGUUAGAAAGAAAGAGAAGAGUGCUAGACAGAAAGCAGAGCUGAACAAUUCCUUUGUGCAGCAAUGCUCCCGCUACGGUGCACACCUCGGUGGAGUAUGUGGUGGCUUGAUAGGAGUCGUGUUGGGGCCACCAGGUAUCAUAAUAGGGGCGGUCAUUGGAGCAGGGAGAGGAGCCGGGAUCGGAGCCGGAAUAGGGGCCGGAAUUGAAGGAGGUCCUGGAGCAGAUGGGGUUAAAUGCGUCAUCCAGUGA
Molecule: messenger RNA, 1224 nt
Organism: Alosa sapidissima (American shad)
Lineage: Eukaryota; Metazoa; Chordata; Actinopteri; Clupeiformes; Clupeidae
Product: GTPase IMAP family member 9-like
Exons: 3
Coding region: 1-1224 (407 amino acids)
Molecular function (GO): GTP binding
Source: RefSeq, a predicted model, not a curated record